AUGAAACGAAGCUUUCGCUUCUUCCCGUUUCGCCUGCUCUCCCUCUCGCCUGGCAAGAGCCCACCGCGCCUGGCGCAGGACCGCCGGCGGCCUCCGGCUCCCGGCCCCGCUUGCCCGCUCGCCCCACGCCCGACCGCCGCACUCCGGCCUCCGCAGCCGCGAGACUCCGCGCUCGGGCGCAGGCAGGAAAGGCGGCGGCGGCAGGCCGGCACCGGCGGGCGUCCGGCUCCCGGCGUCGCGGCCGCGCUCGCCUCCUUCCGGGCCCCUUCCCCCCCCGGCUCGCCGCUCGCUCGGGCGCAGGCCCGGCCGGCCGCCCCCUCCCCGAGCUGCCCGCCCUCCGCCUUCCCCGCGAGCCUUUCUCCUACCCUCGCUCCGGCGGGGGCGGGGCCGCAGCCUGCCCCUCCUCCCAGCGCUGCCCGCCGGCCUUUCCCCCGCACUCACGCCGCGGCAGGGGGCGGGGGCGGGAAGCCGACCGCCCUUCCCUUCUUUGGGCGCUGCGGCCGCGGCUCCCGCCCCCCGCCUCUCUCCCGGUCUCCCUGCGCGCCCUGCCCCGCCGCGACCCCUCGCCGCUGGUCCUCGGCCGGUCCCCGCCGCGGCCCCACAGUCGCCGGCCCUGCCCUUUGGUGCGGCCUAACCGAUCCCGGGCUUAGCCGGAUCCCCGGCUUUUCCCGGCCUGGCUCGCCGGCGACCCCGGCCCGGACCCCGAGAAUCACGGCGCGCAGUCCCCGCCGCCGUCACCACUGCGGCCACCUACUCGCUGCUUUCCCUUGGGUGCUUUUCCCCUUUUUACUGCCCUGAAUUCACAAGACCUGACCUUUGUUUGCUACCCCCUGGCCCCCCUGCUGCGGUGCCCGGCGCGCCUAGGCCCCCUCCUCACGUGGGCCAGUUUCGGCGUGCACCGUCGUCACCUCUGCUCCCACCCCGCCCCCGCCACCGCUCGCUUUACCUCCACCGCAUUCCUCAUUUUUCAGACAUUUGUCGCGGCCUCCUGCUCCGGUGCCAGGAGCUCUCAACAGUUUUCUCCCGUUUCGAUGGCCCUCAUUUCUUAGACCCACGGAAGAGACCCUUCUGGUCUUGCCGCCCGGAUUGUUUGGGCAUCUUACUACCAGUCUGGAUCCUAAGUCGUGUCCAACUCUUUUGCAACCCAUGGAAUGUAGCCCGCCAG
Molecule: messenger RNA, 1165 nt
Organism: Cervus elaphus (red deer)
Lineage: Eukaryota; Metazoa; Chordata; Mammalia; Artiodactyla; Cervidae
Product: basic proline-rich protein-like
Exons: 3
Coding region: 1-798 (265 amino acids)
Source: RefSeq, a predicted model, not a curated record